Molecule: messenger RNA, 4319 nt
Organism: Coregonus sp. 'balchen'
Lineage: Eukaryota; Metazoa; Chordata; Actinopteri; Salmoniformes; Salmonidae
Source: the annotation of a GenBank genome assembly
CACCAGUGGCCAUACAGACGCGCGCCAUCAUGGCAGAGACUUCGGAGAAAGUCCCAAUUGCAGAGGACUUCGAACAAUGCCUACCACCUGUAAGUAGCCUAAAUUAAAUAAUUAAAAUGCAUUUUCCUGGGAGCAGUAGGCCUAGCCUAUUAUAUUGUUUUUAGUUUGCAAAGUUUGAAUUGCAAAUGAAAUAUGGCUUCCUCGUGGCGCUUUGCUUUGACGUUGGCUGUGUGCAUUGUUGCUCACUUGCAUUCUGACCUUUGUAAAGGCAUACAGUACGUCGGCUACGAAGCCCCCGGUUGCUGUUGGUCGUCUCUUGAGAUUUGGGGCUGCGGCUCUCAUUGCCGGGGCAGUGCUGAUGCUUUGCGGAUCCAUUGGAGCUUUCUACCUCUGGAAAGCCAGUGACAAAAAUGUAAGCGUUAAUUUUUGUCGUUCAUUUGAUUCCAUAUGGGUCAUUAUAUGAUGUACCUUAAUGGUUAAAAUGCAGAUGAGACAGGGAAAUCUACCUUGAACUUGUGGGAGAUGUUCCAUGGUCUACCUGUAACCCUGGGAACGAGAAAUGUAGGCUGUGUAGUUUGCUACCAGUACACCUUUUCCCAUGUCAAUUUUUUUUAAUGAAAAAUAUGUUAUUUUGGUAAACAAAUCUCUGCAGAUAGCCAAUCAUUCAUCAUAAAACAACCAUCUACUAUAUUACCAGUGGAUGAUGGGCAUUGAAAACGACAUUUGGAUUUGCUGGUCGAAAUCUUAUUAAAAGUCUGUUAAAUAAUUGAAUUAUUUUUAUAUCAACCUAUCCAAUUUCACAUUAGAAUCACAUAGCUUUCAUGUGAAUAUUUUGGGCAUGUAACUAAGGCUUGGUGAUGGUGACUGUCUCAUUAGAGAUACUUCAAUAUUUAUUUGUGUUAUAAUGGGCUCACCUGUAGGGCAAACAUCUCAGGAUAAAUCCAUGUCAAGGCCCUGCUGCCCUCCUCUGAGACAUUAUAUUCAAAUCAGCUGUGUGAUUGGACUACACAUCACACAGUAUUUUAAGUGCUGCACAGGAGAAUACAAGGAGGGGAGGUAUUUUGAAGCAUUGUGUCAUGGUAGGAUUUUGCAGUUAAGUUAAGUUAUUGUUAGAAAGCCUGCUGGCCUAUCUCUGGCUAUUAUAAUUGUAGGUUUGGGUACUACAAAUAGGGCUUUAUAAAAUGAUAUUGAGCACUUGUAGCUCAUAGCUGGCAAGUUAAAUAUUUCAAUAAUUAUUAUGAGUGUUUACUGUAUGUAUUAUGCAUAACCUUGAAUAUCACUGUAACUUUCCAUUUUAAAAUCUCCUUAGGUGUACAAUGUACACUACAGUAUGAGCAUCAAUGGAAAGGUGGAGGAGGGUUCCAUGGAAAUCGAUUCCGAUAAUAAUCUGGAAAGGUUCCGAACUGGGAGUGGAAAUGACGAGGCGUUGGAGAUUCAUGACUUUCACAUUGUGAGUUGUACUUAUUUUCUCUCCGAAGUAGUUCAACGGAGAGUUGGCAUGUGCUUAGGAAAGUAGCAAAGUUGUGAGUGUAAAUAUCCCAUCUCUGUGACUCCUGAUUCAGGGAAUUACAGGAAUCCGGUUCUCUGGAGGGGAGAAGUGUUACAUUAAAUCGCAAAUCAAGGCCAACCUUCCAGAGGUGGAGACGCUCAACAAGGAGUCAUUGAUGUUUGACCUGGUACAGUAAGCUACACUCUUAGAAAGAAAGGAGUUAUCUAGAACCUAAAAGGGUUCUCUGGCUGUACCCAUAGGAGAACCCUUUGAAGAACCCUUUUUGGUUGCAGGUAGAAACCUUUUGGGUUCCACGUAGGACCCUUUCCACAGACGGUUCUACAUGGAACCCAAAAGGGUUCUAUAUGGAACCAAAAAGGGUUCUCCCUGGAACCAAAAAGGGUUCUCCAAUGGGGACAGCCAAAGAACCCUUUUGGAACCCUUUUUUUCUAAGAGUAUAUAUAAUAAUCAUAACUAACCAUAAUGCUAUCACUGAACGUAUUACACUAACGUUAUGUGAAAAUAAAGACACCCCCCCUUCUGUUCUAGAUAUUCAUUUUCAUUUAUAUUACUCAAGGAUAUGUCAAUGAUUCAUUACGGCUUUACAGAAACUAAUUAAUUUGUUUACAUACAUUUUUAAUGGAAUGACAUUGAUGUAAAAUGUAUUAUAAUGGUGAUAAGCCUGUGGACAUACUGUAUUAAUAAUGGCCUGAUGAGGUUUCUUUCGCCCUGUCAGGAAGAUGAGAUCAUGCCAGUGAAGUUUGAUGAGGAGUCUCUGAUGUGGGUGGCUGCUGACCAGCCCCUGAAGGACAGCAGCUUCCUCAGCACCAAGAUCCUGGACCUCUGUGGAGACCUGCCCAUCUUCUGGCUCCACCCCACCUAUCCUAAAGGUUCCUCUCUCAUGGCUCCUGCUUAUCACAUGGCUUGGUGACAGAAUGAGAAACACAAAGUUAAGCGUAGAAUAGGUGUUGGCUGUUCUAGAAUGAGAUAUGUAAUUGUUAUAGAACGAGAUUAUAGAUUGCAAAAGAGAUAGUCGUUAUAGAAUGAGAUAUGAUAGAAUGUAAACCACAAGACAGGAGAUGUAGAACUGAUAUUCCCAAUUUACAGUAGAACUGUCCUGGUCAUCCACCCAAUAAUGAGCACAGACCAGUCAGUAGCGAGACAACCUGAACAUUCUCAGGAUGUACAGUAUUUGGAGACUUACACAAAAGUCCCCUACUGUCUUACAUUAAAAAAGAAUGAUCUUGAAAUAUGCAAGGUAUCCUUGAUAUCACUGUAACUCAUUAAUUUAUUCAGUACGACUGAGAGAGACCGUGUAUAUGUAGAAUUUUGCUCAGAGGACAUUUGUGGUGUGUCUAGUGGUUGUUGACCCAAUACCCAUGCCUCCUGUGGCUUCCUGUGGCUGGCUGGAACAGAUGGAGAGAGGAGAAAGAGAGACACCCAGAGAGCCAAGCGUCAGUUUGACAUGGAGGAGUUUGAGGCAGCUGCUGAGGAGAGGAACACAGUGAGCCGUGCAGAGAAUAGCACCUCCAAGAAAGCCACAGAGGAGGAGAAGGAGGCCACGGGCUCAUCAGCCACGGGCUCUGCCUACAACCCAGAAAACCCCUACCACGUGAGUACUGAGAAUUCUGUACACUUUAAAGAGUAGUUGUUUUCUUCAAGCUUUGAUUUUAUUUUAGCCCCCCAGGUUUCCUUUGUAAGAUACUUCACUGAAUGUUGAGUUUGCAAGUCUGUGUUAGGGCAAAACAUGUCAUAACAUCCUUGACAAUGAGUUCUACAGUGGGUGAUCUGAGCAAACCCACACUCAAUGCUCACUAGAUUAGUUGGAAUGAGGUGCUAUGGGUGGGUAGGUGUUAGAUGAACAGCUGCAAUCUAAGGUCACUAGCAGUAGGUGAUAACUUACACCCCAUGUUUAUGGCCCUGCAUUUCACAAACUGAAGUGAAAAUGAUUACCCCCUUAGCCACUGCACGUUGAUUCAGCUUGUUAAAACCGUGGGCUAUGCCUAAAAGAGGACAGUUGGAAAACUGAAAAGAAAUGAUGAACUGCAUAUGAAGUUCAUUUGAAAACAUUGAACAGAAACAUGAAUAAUUUACCUCCCACUCCACAGCGCAAUCAGGAGGGUAGAGGAGGGCGCCAUGACCUUUGACCCAAUGCUAGACCACCAGGGGAUCUGCUGCUCAGAGUGCCGACGCAGCUACACCCACUGUCAGAGGAUUUGUGAACCCUUAGGCGGUCACUGGCCUUGGCCCUACAACUACAGAGGCUGUCAGGUAGCUUGUCGAGUGAUUCUGCCUUGCCGCUGGUGGGUGGCGCGCAUAUUAGGUAUUGUGUAAGUAGGACACCCAUAUAUACCAAUUAUGCCAAAUACACCAAAUGUCUGAAAGGUAAUGUUCUGUAAGCAAUAUUGUAAUUUCUAUGCAGAUAUUUAUUUUGUAACUUUUUAUUUGGUUGUAAAUACCUGAUAGCAGCAGGCGAGCUAUGCUUGUUAGGAUGAAACAGGGACCACAGCGCAUGAUUUAGUAAGAAAAUGCCAGCUAAGACAAAUUUCCACCUGGACCCUCGAGGCAACAUUUAGCAUAUACAGCACGUACACCUUCUCUGCAGGCAAUACUUGAAAAAACAAAAACGGCAAAACAAAUGUAUCACAGCAGUUUGUAGCUUUUGAUUUAGAAAUAAACAUACCUUAUUUCUGUCUUUCCUUUUCAACAUAUAUUUUCAGUAAACAUAUUAUAGCCUACCAAUGCUUUUUGCACUACACUGUCUUUGAUGGAAUGUAUGGAAAUUAAUACAGUGAUCAUUAUAAAUGCUUAAUAAAGAUAAUGUACAGUU